Molecule: messenger RNA, 2576 nt
Organism: Pistacia vera
Lineage: Eukaryota; Viridiplantae; Streptophyta; Magnoliopsida; Sapindales; Anacardiaceae
Product: cis-3-alkyl-4-alkyloxetan-2-one decarboxylase-like
Exons: 7
Coding region: 1248-2342 (364 amino acids)
Molecular function (GO): catalytic activity
Source: RefSeq, a predicted model, not a curated record
CAAGUAACACAGAAACAGAAGACAAUAGAAGAGAAGAGAAGAAGAAACACAUGAGAAAUUCAAAAUUUCAAAACAUUAACAGAAAAAUCUUCUCUUCAUAUCGUUACUGAUCGUCUUGGAACCCUAGCUACGGCGUCGUUUGUUUGCCUUCUUGACUCCGUUAACGGCAACCUUAAGUGAAUAAGAAAAAAUUUACCGUUAUACCCCUUCCUCGCCGGAGAUUGUACGAGAAAUGGCCAAUGAACCGCCGCGAGAGCGAAACUUCGCAUUCAAAUUUGCUAGGGUUUCAAGUCCGACAUAAACGAGAGUAUUGAUUUUUAAUUUUUUUUUUUUUGGUUUUAUAGUCCUGUUUUGUUUUUUUAUCAAGUAUCUUGUUUGAUACGAUGGCGUCAAAGGGAUGGCUGGUGUUGGAGAAACUGCGGCGGAUUGUAAGGACGGUGUUCUUUAUGGUGGCGAUGGUGGCAUCGCUGAUGGCAUCGUCGUUGCCAGUUCUGGUGGCGGUCGGUGACGUGUUGGUACCGUGCGUUCUGAUUUCUAGCUUCACGUGUGUGAGUUGUUAUGGAUUUAAGGAACAUUUGCGUAGAUAUGAUUUCAAGAGCUCGUUGACGGACAUUCCUUUCGUUUCGAUCGUCAGAUCUCUUACUAUUAUAUGUGUAUAUUCGAUGUGUGAUGCCCCGGCUCUCUCACAUGGUCCUUACCUUGGAACUGUGACACUCUGCUCUUUUGUUUCAAUUCUUCUUCUCUCAGUGAAGGCAUGCCUUUUUACUGUUAAUUCUCAGCUUGAGGCUGAAGCUUCUUCAUCCCUUUCAAGGCAAAGACUGCAUCUGAAGAAGUCAUGGGGAAUGCCAGUCUUGUUUCUUUCGUCUGUAGUUUUUGCCCUUGGCCACACUGUCGUAGCAUAUAGAACAAGUUGCAGAGCACGAAGGAAACUCCUGUUUCACCGUGUUGAUCCAGAAGCAGUUCUUUCAUGCAAAAAUGUUUUCUCUGGCUUCCAGAAAGUUCCAAGAUCUCCCACUCCCUCUGCAGGGAAAACCCCAAAGAGUGAUAGUGAGAUGAGGCGAAAGCCAUUAGGAACAGCUCGUGAUGAGGGGGAACUUCCUGUCAGAUUACUUGCUGACAUUGACAGCUUAUUUCUUACAUGCCAAGGCCUUACUGUCCAUUACAAGCUCUGUUUGCCUGGUUCACCCCCUCGUUCUUUAUCGUCAGCCACCUUUCACGAACCCAAUUCAAGAUGAAUCACUCCACAAAUGUCUUUGGGGAGGUUAAAGCUUGAAAGACAAGCCUUUAGUGUGCUAUCAAAAACGCAAUACCACCAUCUUCACAGGAGCUACAGCAAUCAAUUUCACAGCUCUUCUCUCUAUGCUCCAUUAUUGGAUGGUUCUGCAACUUCUACUGUUCUUUCUGAAGAUAUACCUGUUCUUAGCCUAGAUGAUACAGUUGAGGAGGAAGAAAUGAAUUUGGGCUCUCUAGAGCAAGAUUUGGAGGGAAAUGGUCAGGUUGGUAUUGUUUUAGUACAUGGGUUCGGAGGAGGAGUAUUUUCAUGGAGGCAUGUCAUGGGGGUUCUGGCUAGGCAAACUGGUUGUGCAGUUGCUGCAUUUGAUCGGCCUGGCUGGGGAUUAACUUCUAGGCCUCGUCGGAAAGAUUGGGAGGAAAACGAAUUGCCUAAUCCUUACAAACUUGAAACUCAGGUUGACUUGCUUCUUUCUUUCUGCUCUGAGAUGGGGUUUUCUUCAGUGGUGCUUGUUGGCCAUGACGAUGGGGGUUUGCUUUCUUUAAAAGCUGCACAAAAAGUCCAAUUAUCGAAUUUGUUCAAUGUUGCGAUUCAAGGUGUGGUAUUGCUAAAUGCCAGCUUGUCCAGAGAAGUGGUUCCAGGCUUGGCAAGGAUACUCAUGCGCACUGCACUUGGGAAGAAGCACUUGAUUCGUCCUUUACUGCGAACAGAAAUUACUCAAGUGGUGAAUAGGCGUGCAUGGUAUGAUGCUACCAAGUUAACAACAGAAGUGUUAAGCCUCUAUAAGGCCCCACUUUGUGUAGAAGGUUGGGAUGAAGCACUUCAUGAGAUAGGUAGACUGUCAUACGAGACUGUCCUUUCACCACAAAAUGCAGCAUCAUUGCUGAAAGCAGUCGAAGACUUGCCAGUCUUGGUUAUUUCUGGUGCUGAAGAUGCCUUGGUGUCCAUUAAAUCUUCUCAAGCUAUGGCUUCAAAACUUGUAAAUUCUAGGCUGGUUGCCAUAUCGGGAUGUGGUCAUCUUCCACAUGAGGAGAGCCCCAAGUCUUUACUUGCAGCUAUAAUACCCUUUAUAAGCAGACUCUUAUUUACGAGAGACUCGCAAAACCAAUAGGAUACUUUAGCUUAUUAUAAAUAGGUUUGUAUCUGUUGUAGGGUUUUUUUUUCUUCCUUUUUUUUUCCCCUCUUUUUCAAGCAAUUUAACCCAAGAGAGAGAAAAUAACGCCAUCUCUCCUUUUGGGUAUUUUUGAUGUGUUAGUUUGGAGCCUUACCCGAACCCUAACUCUCCAGGGUUAUAGAGCUUAUUCACUUGUAAUUUUUUCUUUUUUUUUGUGGUCUUUUUUUUUUU